AUGACCAGCCUCGACAUCCCCUACUCCUCUUUCCAGCGCCUCGAACCCGUCCACUACCUCAUCCUCGACCACCUCUUCACCCUCGCGCCUGCCACCAGCCUCCGGCUCUCCAAAUACCACUAUGAGCGACUCUUGCCUCGUGCAUACACCUGCAUCAGUCUGGAACAUGCCGCCAGUCAUCGUUUGAUAAGCCUUUUUUAUGACUAUAAAGACGGUGUUGUGGACCACGUCUUCCCUCAUCCCACGCUCAGACCCUUAUCGCUGUAUACCAGCAAACUCAACUUUCUCGACGCUGAAACCAUCAUGGAUCUUUCGUGGGUUAUCCAUGUCCCCUACCUCGCCAAAAUUCAGACGAUCCAAUUCUUCUGGCGCUGUCUCGAUAAAGAAAUUUUGUGGGUCCUCGAAUUGAUGCUCGGGACGUCCACCAACAUACACAGGGUAGUAGUCUGCUACACUGCCGAAGACGUUCGAAUGGGAUCACCCACCGAAGUGCCAGAUCGAAAAGAAUGGCAAUCGCAACCUCUCGUCAAGGCUCUUGAUUUCCUCAAGUAUUGCGAUGUGGGUCGGACGCUCCGGGUCAUCAUCGACCUAGGAUUUGUAUCCCACUGCCUUUCGAGCGGUAUUGUGAGGUUGAUGGGCGAUGAGCUUGCCUCAAUUGUCGGCAGUGUCAGUCUCAGACGGUCAGGACGCCUCCCUCUCAAGCUCUUCUUCAAGUACGAAGGCGACGUGGAUCUGGUGGAAGAGCUGCGGGGGCAUAUCGAGAACCGGCAGAGGUAUCUCCAAGCCGAUGUGUCUGAUAUUGAAGAGGCGCGGCUUGCUUCUCAGAUUGGAGGGUAUUGGCGGGAGUCUGUGGAGCUGAGGAGGAUUGGAGGGCGUGAGAUGGAGGAGCUGCUUUCGUAG
Molecule: messenger RNA, 900 nt
Organism: Cryptococcus amylolentus CBS 6039
Lineage: Eukaryota; Fungi; Basidiomycota; Tremellomycetes; Tremellales; Cryptococcaceae
Exons: 2
Coding region: 1-900 (299 amino acids)
Source: RefSeq, a predicted model, not a curated record